Drosophila persimilis is the source of this 1379-nucleotide messenger RNA. RefSeq lists its product as uncharacterized. Bases 451 to 1347 code for a protein of 298 amino acids. The transcript is spliced from 4 exons. The record is from RefSeq and is a predicted model, not a curated record. NCBI's taxonomy places the organism in Eukaryota, Metazoa, Arthropoda, Insecta, Diptera, Drosophilidae.
UGCCAAAUAAAGCUAACUAGCAAUGAAAAUUCUUACAAAUUGUGAAAUUUCAAAUUGUGCUUAUGCAGGCUAUCUGUAUUAUUGCGCAUUUCCAGCCGUGUUUACAAAACCUGAGGCUGUUCUCUAUGCGCGGUCGUUGAUUGAUUGACUUAGCUCUGUAUGUAUUGCAGCUAUGUAUGUGUGUGAAUGGCGCACAACCAACCCUCGCAUACAUGCACCACACAAUCAACGCCGUCAGAAAACUAAUCAAUCAUUCAAUCGAACACUGGCACACACACACUGGUGCUGUUUUCGUCUACAUCAGAGACUCAGUUCAUGAUUGGUGCUUGAAUCGUGAGGUCGGUCCAGUUUCGUCCAUCGAGGGUGUUUUCGUCGACUCAUAUUUAAAACGGAUUUCAAGAUUGUAACAACAACAAGAACACUCACACAAAAACGGAAUUUAAUUCCAGGAUGACAACGUCUUUGCCUGACCGCUUCAGCGCUGGCAAGCGUCAGUUUUGGCGCGAGUUCUUGGCCCUCUAUCAAGGAAUGCCACAGCUAUGGGACGCUAACCAUGUCGACUACCGAAAUAAGGAACUGCGAAACAAGGCCUACGAGCUUCUGGAGACGAAGCUAAGAGAGAUCCAGCCGAAUGCAACGCGCACUGAAGUUGGGCGGCGCAUCAACAUCUUCCGGACGAACUACCGCCGCGAACAGAUGCGGAUUCUGAAGCAAAAGGAACUGGGAUUUCAUUCGGAUCUGUGCAAGCCCACGCUUUGGUUCUACGACUAUAUGGGAUUCCUUCUGACCCAGGAGUCGUUUCAACAAGGCAGAACCAGAAAAGUUCGCGGAACGGCGACCACAAAACCAAAGACGAUGUUUGAGUUUGGAAAAGAUGCCUCAUCAGACCCAUUGGAUGCUGUGAGUGACUGGCCAACAAAGGAGACAAUAGCCAGCUAUCUACCAGAGCAAGGUGUGCAACAAUCAGAGGAGAGUUCGCUGCUGAGUCCGAAAAUAGAGAUCAUCGAGCAUGACGGGGAACCCAUGGAUACUGAUAGGCUCACACGAGACGGCGAUGUCAAACCGGAAAUUUGUGGAUUUAACACAUCCGACUAUAAGGACCGCAACGUCUCCACGAACGUGGCGUUGACUGUGGGCAGAGGAUCAAAUGGUACAGACGCCCAUCCAGCUUUAAGCGAGGCCUCGGAGGUGCUGGCCAAGUCCUGGGCGGUUCAGUAUGAAGAGAUGGCACCGACGCAAAGAAUCUUGGCACGAAAAGCCAUUGCCGAUAUUCUUUUUGAAGGCUGCAUGGGCAAUUUGCGAAUAAACCGUGGCGAAACACGCAGCACAGUGGGAAACCAUUUGUAGAUCUAAUAAUUAUAAAAUUAAAUGAAUAAUCA